Musca domestica (house fly) is the source of this 1253-nucleotide messenger RNA. Its product is annotated as phospholipid scramblase 3. The record is from RefSeq and is a predicted model, not a curated record. The transcript is spliced from 5 exons. NCBI's taxonomy places the organism in Eukaryota, Metazoa, Arthropoda, Insecta, Diptera, Muscidae. Gene Ontology annotation, cellular component: plasma membrane. Gene Ontology annotation, biological process: plasma membrane phospholipid scrambling. Bases 96 to 926 code for a protein of 276 amino acids. Gene Ontology annotation, molecular function: phospholipid scramblase activity.
AAAAGCGUUAAAGACAGUUGAAGUAGACUUUGUUGGACAUUCUCCCAAACAGAAAAAUAUAUAUAUUGAAUUAAUCGGUUGCAAUAUUUUUAACAAUGCUACAAGAGGAUGCUGUUCGCAAUUUACAAUAUGACAGUGAAAUUCGUGUAGCUCAACAAAAUCACUCGGAACCAAGAGUUUUCGAUGGUCCCGUUAGUAUAACUUCUCAACCAAGAGUUUCUGAUCGAAUACCACUGCCUAUCUCAACUGUCGAACAAAAUGCCAGAGGUGUACAAAGUACUUACAUACCACUAUCGGGAUAUGAUUUUCUCAAGGACAUACCUUCCGUGUAUAUAGAACAAACAUUUGAAUUGAAUGAGUCUCUCACCGGCGUUUCAUCCGAAAAUCGUUAUGUAGUACGUUCCGUUGUGGGUGAAGCAUUGUAUGCCGCCUCGGAAUACUCAACCGAAAGAAAUCGUUUAAUAUUGGGAUCAGCUCGUCCAUUUCAUAUGCAUUUAAUCGAUAAAACCCAUCAGGAGGCUUUGUUGUUUCAGCGUAAAUUGGCAUUGGGUUUCAUGUGUUGUCAACCCAAAAGUUUAGAGGUGUGGAUACCACCGGGUAAUAUUUUGGGACGUAUUGUACAAUCACCCACAAUCCUGGCACCCGAAUUUUACAUUGAAGACGGUGUUACAGGCAAUCCCAUAUUUUGCGUCGAGGGGCCCAAGAAUACGGGUUUCUGUUGUUUUUGUUUACCCAAAGAGACAUAUUUUAAAAUACACUCGGGCGGAGAAUUAAGAGCUUCGAUAGAUCGCAAAUGGAUGAAUGGCAAAUCGCAGUAUACAACAAAUAUUUAUUUCAGUGAUGCAAAACUGACAUCAAAAGAUCGCGCCCUAAUAUUGGGUGCGGCAUUUUUGUUGGAAUAUCUUUAUUUCCAAACUAGAUUUUAAACGCCAAAAGACGUGCCAUCUACAACCCAGAGUCCCAGAAAACAAACGCAACAACAAAUAUUGUUUUUAUUUUUCAAAAGUUUUAAUUUUAUUUUUUGUUUGUUAUUUCAAACAUUUGUUUUUUUUUUUUGUAAUUUUUUUUUGUUGUUUUUCAUAUAUUCAUUCUAUAUAUAAUAAUUGUUCACAAUACACAGACAAUUACAAAUAAUGUAAUUUUUUUAUACAAAUGUUGUUUUUAUAAGUUUAAAUAUACAUUUUUUAAAAUAUAUAUGUAUAUGUAUAAUUAUGUUUUUUUUGCAAAUACAUUAAGAGAUAUUUUUUGUUUAA